Molecule: messenger RNA, 1000 nt
Organism: Nycticebus coucang (slow loris)
Lineage: Eukaryota; Metazoa; Chordata; Mammalia; Primates; Lorisidae
Product: spidroin-1-like
Exons: 2
Coding region: 72-869 (265 amino acids)
Source: RefSeq, a predicted model, not a curated record
AAGGCGCAGUUCUGAGCGGGGCAGUCCGGGGUUCUGAGGGCGCGGGUGGGGGAGGGGAUCAUGCCCGGGAUAUGGACCGGCCUGGGUUCCGAGCGCUGGGCGGGGCGGUGCUCACCCGGGACCCGCCCGGUGGUUGGCGCGGCGCCCUCGCGACCCACCGCGCCACCUGGUGUCUUGCGGUUGCCCGGGACAACGGGCCUGGGUGGCACUAUGCAUUGUGCAGCCCCCGGGAGCGGGCAGCGGGGCUGGGGGCGCGCGGCAAGGCGGCCUGCCCGGGGCGUGGGGCUUCGUGGGCGCGCGGGCGGUGGCCGGGGGCGGCCAGCGCUGCUGCGGCGGCGGGGGCGACGCGGGCGGCGCGCGGGGGGCGCGGGCCGGGAUUGGCCACAGUCCACGGCGCUCGGUCUGGGCCAGGGUUCCGGGGAAAGUCCCAGGCAGCGAUCCGAGAGACCGGGGCCGAGGCAGGGGCCGCAGCGCGGGACCGCGCGGGCCAUGGCGUCGCAGAGGUAGGGGGUCCGCGUGUGGCUUCGCCCCCCCGGCCCCGCCCCCGCGGCUGUCAGGGUCACAGACCCGCCCUGGCUCUCCACCUCACCCCCCGAAGUCACAAAGGAGGCACAGGUCACACCCGCCCCGUCGUCCCCAGCUCCGCCCCCCCUUCCCAGCUGCUGGUGAAGGCAGGGAUGGGGCCGGGUCUGGGGGUUGUGCCUAGCGUCCCCUCCGGGGUCGGGUGUUCUAAGCCCACCACCGCGUGGGCGCGGUCAGGAUUGUCCAACCCCCGGACCUGGACUGUUUGCAACAGCUGUCCCGCCUCUGGUCUGGCACCUGCAUUGCUCCAGAAAGACACCCCCUCCAUUCUGCGCCUUCACGCAUGACUGUCUCACUGGGUUUCCCUCAGUAGAGUGCCAUGGCGGCAUUGCUCACAUCAACCUCAAACUCCUCAGCUCAAGUGAUUGGUCUCAGCCUCCCAAGUAGCUGGGACUACAGAUGCCCACCACAACACCUG